UUUAAUAUAAGUGACUGUACUAAAAAAAUCUUGCAUUCUAAUAAUUUGGUUAAGGUGAUGGAUGAAUUCUGCAUGCAGUAAGCAUAGUCGACUGAACUGACUUGUGCGUCUUCAUGAUCACAAAAGCCACAUUUUACUAACUGUUACAAUAUGAUGACAAUAUGAUCUCAUCGCAACUUUUAUAAUGCCCUCUACACUGUCUCUCUCGCUCUCUCUCCCCCCAAAUAAAAGAUUAGAGAGUAGAAACAUGCAAAUGAACAUUUAUCUUUGUGCUCGCUGUCGCAGCAGCUCGCUCUAUGGGAGACAAUUGCUUUGUUGUCACAGUCAUUCGCACCGUUAAAUGCUUUUUAAGGCCUGUGAAAACUUUUUUACACAUUGAGAAUUGAGACAAAAAUAUGAACACAUUUGGAACACGGAGCCGAAUAAAUCCUGACUGACCUCACUGGACCACAGAUUGAGCCAACAAACUGAUAAUGGAAUUGCAUCACUACCUCUGGCUUCUCUUUAUAGUGAUCUCCUGUUCAGAUUCAAAGAGAGGUUUCAAUGAUAAUCCGGACCUAGAUCCACAAUUUUAUAACAAGAAUUGGAUGAAGUCUAUAGAUGAUGAAACUCUUGUUUCUGCUGUCUCCAUUCCUGGAACACACGAAAGCUUAUCAUUAUAUGGAGGACCACUUGCCAUAGGUCAAGUUUGGAAAUUGGACACACAACUUAAAGCGGGGCUACGGUAUUUUGAUGUGCAUGCUGGAAUCUGGCUGCCUACACAAAAAGAUAUUUAUAUCCGGGACAGUCACUGGAUGUUUUGGCAACGAAUUCAAUUUGAUGAAGUACUAAAGAUCAUUUUCAAUUUCUUAGAAGAAAAUAGCAGUGAGACCGUGCUUUUAAAAGUGAUCCUGCAUGGGUUUUACAAAACAAAAGUCACAGAGCUCAUGAAAAAAAUGAUUUUGAAAUUAAAAAAUAAAAUAUGGACCAAGUUAUCAGUACCAAAAAUGCAGGAGGCAAGGGGCAAGAUUGUUUUACUCCAGAGCACUUUUCAUGAUGGAACUCAAAAUAAGGAAUCAUUUUUCUUUGAAAAUAACAAGCUGAAAAAUGUUGAAAACAAAAUACAGCGAAUCAAGUCACAUCUCUGUGACAAUCAAAUAGUGUUGACUGAAACUACAACAUCAUUUCUUCAGAGUCCAAAAAGGCUGGCUAAAGCAGUUAACAAAGAGCUUUACAACUUUGUGGUGGCACACAAAAAAAGCUCCCCGAACGAAGGUUGCAUCGGUGUUUUAAGCAUGAAUUUCCCCAGCGCUGAUCUUAUUAAAAACAUAAUAGAACUUAAACCAUGUGACUGCGGUAAAAGUGCACGAAAAGGACAAGGACAUGAUGGAGAGAAGCCUCAAAUAACAACUGAGCCACAAACCAUAGAAUCAACACCUGCACCAGAAUCACCAACAUCUGGGCAAGAUUCAGAGCCAACACCUGAACCAACAUCAGCAACAGAAUCACCAAUAUCUGGGCAAGAUUCAGAACCCUCCUCUGAACCACCACCUGCAUCAGUAUCAGCAGAAUCUGGGAAGGAUUCAGAACCGACACCUGAACCAACAUCUGGACCAGAAUCAACAACAUCUAGGAAAGAUUCAGAACCUUUCUCUGAAGCAACAUCUGGGCAAGAUUCAGAGCCGACACCUGCAUCAGAAUCACCAACAUCUCAGGAGGAAUCAGAACCACCCUUUGAACCACCACCUACACCAGAAUCACCAACAUCUGGGAAGGAUUCAGAACCAACAGCUGAACCAACAUCUUCACCAGAAACACCAGAAUCUCGGCAACAUUCAGAGCCAACACCUGCUGCAGAAUCAUCAACAUCUGUGCAGGAUUCAGAGCCAACACCUGCACCAACAUCUUCACAAGAAUCAUCAGAAUCUGGGCAAAAUUCAGAGCCAACACCUGGACCAACAUUUACACCAGAAUCACCAACAUCUGGGAAGGAUUCAGAACCCUCUCAGCCACCAACUGCAUCAGAAUCACCAACAUCUGUGCAGGAUUCAGAGCCAACACCUGUUGAAGUUGGGGCGGAAACAGCUGGAGCGCCAGACUGCUGUCCCGUGUUCAAAGCGGAUCCGCCGCAAAACGAGAAGCCACACUAA
Molecule: messenger RNA, 2129 nt
Organism: Scatophagus argus
Lineage: Eukaryota; Metazoa; Chordata; Actinopteri; Scatophagidae
Product: flocculation protein FLO11-like
Exons: 3
Coding region: 474-2129 (551 amino acids)
Biological process (GO): lipid metabolic process
Molecular function (GO): phosphoric diester hydrolase activity
Source: RefSeq, a predicted model, not a curated record